Messenger RNA from Mytilus californianus (California mussel), 1987 nucleotides. RefSeq lists its product as uncharacterized. The record is from RefSeq and is a predicted model, not a curated record. Gene Ontology annotation, molecular function: glycosyltransferase activity. NCBI's taxonomy places the organism in Eukaryota, Metazoa, Mollusca, Bivalvia, Mytilida, Mytilidae. The coding region runs from base 51 to 1511 and encodes 486 amino acids. The transcript has 3 exons.
UGUAGAAGCAAGUACACUUUGACAUCUUUAUAUCACUUUAUUUAUCAGAGAUGAUCACCGAGAUGAAAAAGAAAAAGAAACUAGCUAAAGUGUUAAUUCCUCUACUAGUAUUCUUGGUGAUAGUCAACACAAUUUCUAUAGUAAGUCUGUUCUCUGAAGUUGAAUUUUACAAACAAAAGCAGAAUUUGAAUAAUGAAAUGGACCAGAAAUUCAUCAAGCAUACUGUCCCAUAUACAGAAAGCAGUGUUUAUUCAUCUUAUGAAUCAACUGUUCCUACAAACACUACUGUUUACCCAUUUAGAUUUUACAUAUAUGAAUUGCCAAGAAGUUUAAACAAAGACAUUCUUGAAUAUUGUCAUAAUUAUCUAGAUAGAAGCUGUUAUAAUUUUUCCUUGUAUGGAAUGGGAAGAAAAAUAGUACCAAACCAUUAUACAGAUGGAUCUAUAAGUAUAUGUGGUACACAUCAAUUUAAUUUGGAACCAAUUAUUCACGAAAAACUGAAAAGAAACCCUUUAAGAACAAGAAAUCCACAGAAAGCUGACAUGUUUUAUGUUCCUGCAUAUAUAGGACUAUUGUGCAUAUGUCAGAAUGAUAAAGCAUCAAAAAUGAUACAGACAUUGAAAGAUUUUCUGACAAACAGUUCCUAUUUUUCAACUGGGAAGCCUCAUUUUUCAACAGCUUCAAAAAUUGAAAAAGAAAUGGAAAGCAGUAAUUGCCCAUAUUUGUUUCAGUCUUUUACAAACAAAAUUACAUAUAUAACCAUUGAAAAGCAAAAAAUGUCAUAUGGAUUUAAUACUGUAUGGCCAUUUUCAAUAAUGUAUAAAAACUCAAUUAUAGUAGCGCCAUACCCGUCAUAUGGCCAUUUUCAACAAUCAAAAGAAAUAUAUCUGUCCACAGUGCCAAUUCAUGAUAGAGAUGUUUUUAUUCUUCUUCCUGCUGGUGAACACCCAUCAAGUCAUCAAAGACUGAAAAUUAUGAACCAAUUUGACAUUAAGACAAAAUUCCCAUACAGCAGAUUCAAAUUGUGCCAUGUAAACCAUUCAAACAGAAUGGUCCUGUUUUAUACCAAAGAGUGUGAUCAUAGUAUUAGUAAAUCAUUAUUUUCAUGGAUGCAGCAUUCAGUAUUUUGCUUACAGCCUCCAGGUGAUUCCCCUUCAAGAAAAUCCUUCUACGAUUCUAUCAUGAGUGGAUGCAUUCCUGUCAUUUUAACGGAGGAUGGACACAAUCCAUAUGCAUUUCAAGAGUUUCUAGAUUACUCAACUUUUACUAUUUCAAUUGAAGUGACUAAAAUUGUAGAACAGGGUCAUAACAUUUAUAAUCUCUUACAAGAUGUGUCAACUAUUCAAAUCCAAAAAAUGCAUGAAAAAAUAAGAAAGAUUGCUAAAUAUAUGCAGUAUUCCAUUCCUAGUGGUAGAAGAGAAAGAGAAAAUGAUGCUCUGCAGCUUAUAUUUCAUAAGUUGGCAAAUAAAUUUAAGCUUCCUUAUGACAAACAAUUACAAGGCAUAAAUUAGCUACAAUGUGUGUGCUCAACAUAAAUCUUUUUUUAUUAUUUAUUGUAAAACAUCAUUCAUUGGAAAUACUUUCUAUAAAAAAGAAGAUGUGGUAUGAUUGCCAAUGAGACAACUCUCCACAAGAGACCAAAUGACACAGAAAUUAAAAGCUAUAGGUCACUGUACGGCCUUCAACAAUGAGCAAAGUCCAUACUGCAUAUUCAGCUAUAAAAGGCCCCAAAAUCACAAAUGUAAAACAAUUCAAACGAGAAAACUAACGGCCUUAUUAAUGUACAAAAAAAAUCAACGAAAAACAAAUAAGUAACACAGCAACAAACGACAACCACUGAAUUACAGGCUCCUGACUUGGGACAGGCACAUACAUACAGAAUUUAUGUCUUUUAUGAACACAAUUUUAAAUUCCUGUUAAGUUUAAAUCUUGCACAUCUAUAUACAGGGGUUCAAAUUAGUGUGAGUCCUACGUCUUUUCUAGGAGU